AUGCGUUUUACCACAUACUCCGCGAUGGCCGCGAUGGCGACCCUGGCCACAGCUCAGACCUUCACAGACUGCAAUCCUAUGGAAAAAGAGUGCCCAAAUGAUCCUGCUAUGCCCGCUACCUUUGAAACAGAUUUCAAAGCUGGUAAGGCUGCCGUCAAGGGCUGGAAGCAAACCGCUGGAGCUCUGAAAUAUGCCCCAGGAGGUGCUGAGUUCACUAUCACCAAGAAGGGUGAGGCUGGGCCUACCAUUCAGUCUGAAGGCUUCUUGCACUUCGGUUACGUUGAGGUCAAGAUGACUGCUGCCAAGGGUCAGGGCAUUAUUUCAUCGAUCGUACUCCAGUCUCAAGACUUGGAUGAAGUUGACUGGGAGUGGAUCGGUGGUCAGGAGGGUAAGGUCCAGAUGAACUACUUCGGCAAGGGUAACACCACCACAUUCGACCGUAUGAUUGAAGCACCCGUGGCCACAACCCAGACCGAGACCCACACCUAUGCCUUGAACUGGACCGCUGAGGCUAUCACUUGGAUCAUUGACGGGGAGCCCAAACGCACAUUGAACUUCGCCGAUGCCAACGGCGGAAAGAACUUCCCACAGACUCCCUGCAAUGUCCGCAUUGGCAACUGGGCCGGUGGUGACUCCACGGACAAGGGCACUGUUGAAUGGGCCGGUGGUGUCCCUGACUACUCAAAGGGACCCUUCACCAUGACCGUUGACAGCGUCAAGGUCAUCAACUAUAGCCCCGGUACGGAAUACAAGUGGACCGACAAGACCGGAUCCCAUGAGUCUAUCGAAGUCAUCGGCGCAGGCAGCAAGGAGGGCGCUCCUCAGAACGCUAUUCCCAUUGAGUCUGCCGCUGCCACCGCUUCUGGCAAGCCCCUUGCAUCUGGCAUCAACGUUCCUAGCGGAACCGCUGGUUCUCCCGCCGCUUCUACCUCUUCCACAUCCGGUGCGGCCGAUCAGACCCCUGCUCCGGUUGCUGGUGGUGCCGGCUCCUCUGGCUCUGGCUUCAACUACCCCACAGGCGGAGCAGCCAAGCCUUCAGGUGGUGCAGCUGGCAGCCCACCCAGCGACGGCGAGUCCGACGAGGACUGCGAGUGCGGCACCGCAACCGUCACUGUGACUGGUGCCCCUCCCGCGUCCUUCACAAGCAUGUACUCUGCACUCCCUCCCAACAGCGUUAUCUCCUCUGUCCGUCCUCCUCCUGCGGCAUCGUCGCCUCCAUUCCCCACCAGCGGUCUCCUCACUGAAACCCGACCACCCCCUGUCGUUCCCGUCCCAGCUGGUCCAACUGGCCCAACUGCGCCCGGCGCCGUCUUGCCCACACCUUCGCGCAACGCUACGAUCAGCGCACCACCAGCUCAGUUCACUGGUGCCGCCAGCCACAACAAGGCUGGCGUGCUUGCUGGUGCACUUGCUGGUGCCGUCCUACUCGCCUUUUAG
This is a messenger RNA of Parastagonospora nodorum SN15, 1437 nucleotides long. RefSeq lists its product as hypothetical. The record is from RefSeq and is a predicted model, not a curated record. The transcript has 2 exons. Gene Ontology annotation, biological process: fungal-type cell wall organization; carbohydrate metabolic process. Gene Ontology annotation, cellular component: fungal-type cell wall. Bases 1 to 1437 code for a protein of 478 amino acids. Lineage: Eukaryota; Fungi; Ascomycota; Dothideomycetes; Pleosporales; Phaeosphaeriaceae. Gene Ontology annotation, molecular function: hydrolase activity, hydrolyzing O-glycosyl compounds; glycosyltransferase activity.